Oppiella nova is the source of this 290-nucleotide messenger RNA. NCBI's taxonomy places the organism in Eukaryota, Metazoa, Arthropoda, Arachnida, Sarcoptiformes, Oppiidae. The record is from the annotation of a GenBank genome assembly.
UCUCCUAAUCUAUGCAACGAUUGGAUCCGAUAAUGGAUCCGAUUGUCUGGACUUUAGGUCCGUUAGUAAAGCUGAUGAUGAGUGCACUUAAAUCUCACGGAUGUGAGGUCGAUAUCCGAAGACACAUAUCGUGCGAAUGCUGUUCAUCUGAAGUGACCGGUGGGUAUGACCCGCACCUGAACCAAGUGGUGAUCUGUCAGAAUCGUAUCUGGAAUAAGGGUAUAAUCCGUGGUAUUCUGUCGCAUGAAUUCCUCCAUAUGUUCGACUACUGUAGGGCUAAGUUUGACUUC